UUUCUAGUUUGUGGCCUACCCCUGAGCAGAGGUUGUCUGCGGCAAGGCCCCUGCUUGCCGCGGCAGCGCAGGUAGCUGCUAACUCGACGAGUAAGCCGCAGAGUGGCUUCAAGUUGCUUUAUAGCCUUCAUACAUUACAGCUUACUGGAAUCACCUGUCAUAGGGUUAGCGCGACUUGUCAGCCUUCAAGCAACUCCGCCAAGUACGCUCACAGACAGCUUUCCGGUACAACGUCCUGUGUACUCUUGAGCGCCAACACAUUAGUACCGCUACAUACAGAGACACAUGGAGGCCAAACGGGAAAUAUCUGGCUUCUUCCUCUCUGCGGAAAAGUUCGCAUCGCAUGUUGCGGCGAUCGCCAGCCCCGACUGCACAACCAAACGUUUGCGCCUCUUCCACAAUGAACCCCACCACACAUCCGCUGUGGUCCAAGCGCUCACACACAAUACCUCAGUCACAUCCCUGGACAUUUUUGAGCUGGACUCUGCGGCCGCUACAACUCUGGCCUCCGUCCUCUCACCCGACAUGCCACCCAUUACAAGCCUCGCCGUACACCACCUGCACGACCACGAAGCCGUGUGCCGCCUCGCUCAAGGCAUUGCAGCCAACCGCAACCUUAAGGAGCUGCACUUCUCACAACUAAACGCUCGCGGCGUAACCGCGCUGGCCGAGGCGCUGGCGGCGUGGGCCACAUCCCCUUCCACCCUGACUUCUCCUGCCGCCUCAGCGUCUGCUUCCUUGCAGCCACGUACAACAACGGCAACCCAGGAUACCAACCAGCAACCGCAGCUCGCGCGUUUGCAGCUGCUGCGGCUGGAGAAGUGCCUGGUGAACGCGGGCGCGGCGGCAGCGCUGGCCGCUGCUCUGGGUCCGCAGGCCGCAGCUCUGGAGCGGCUGCAGGUGGUGGAGUGCGACCUGGCGGAUGCGGCUGCUGCGGCGCUGCUGGGCGCCCCCGAGUGGGGAGCGCUGGCGGGGGCGCACGUGCUGAGCUGCUUGGACCUCACCUCAUGCGGUGUGGGCGUGCAGGGUGCCGCCCUCCUCGGCCGCUUCCUGGCCACCUCCCGCAGCCUGCACACCCUCAACCUCGCCAACAACAAGAACCUGGGUUGCGCCGGCGUCACCGCCCUGCUGCAAGGCCUGCCCGCCAACACCUCCCUCACCCGCCUGGACCUAUCCUGCUGCGGCAUCGCCACGCAAGGGGUGCAGGCCCUGGCGGCGGCGCUGCGGCCGCAGGCUGCGCCCCCAAGCGCGGACGCCGACGCAUCCCACAACGCCCCAUCUUCGGAGGCUGCGCCGCCCCCGACGCAUCCGCUGCAACACCUGGUGCUGAGCGGCAACUCCGCGGGGGCUGCUGGGCUGCUGGCGCUGCUGCGCGCCAUGUCGGGUCCACAGCCCUGCAGGCUGCGGACGCUGCAACUCGACCGAAACCACAUCCGCGGUGUGGAGCUGGCGGAGGCGCUGGGCGUCGCGGCGGCGGCGGAGGCGGCAGGGCCGUACAAGACCACCACGACGGCGCCGCCGCCCGCUGUUGCGCCGACGUCGACGGAGGUGCUGCGAGUGACGGCGCCGCUGGAGCUGCUGUCGCUGGCGGGUAACGCGCUGUACGACACAGGCGUGACGGCGCUGGCGGCGUGCCUGGCGGAGGCGCCCUGCCUGGAGCAGCUGGACCUCCGGGAGAACGGCAUCGCGGACGCCGGCGUCACGGCGCUGCUGCCGCUGCUGGCGCCCGCCCGCAACGGCUCCGCCGUUGCAAGUGGUGGUGCGGCGGCGCCUCCUCCGCUUGCCGGGCUGCAAGGUCUGCUGCUCGACGGCAACCGGGUGCACAACGCGGGUGCGCAGAUGCUGCUGGCGGCGGUGACGGCGGCUCCGGGGCUUUGGCGGUUCUCCGUGGAGGCGAACAAGAUGACGGACCCCGGCUUGCGCCUGUCGCUGGCGCAGCUCGGCCAGAUGCGCGCCGCGCGGCACUCGCAGCUGGUGGCCCUGGGUCGCCAGUACUCCGCAUCCUCCUCGUCCUCCUCCUCGGGGGCGUCGGAGGACGCGGCAGGACGCCGCGGCAGCGGAGGCGGAGCCGGCGGGAGGGGUUCUGGCGGUGGCGCCGGCGGCGGCAGUGGCGGCGCUGGCGACACCGCUAGCAGCGGAGGCGGCAGUGGUGGUGGUGGUAAGAAGGAGGCGGGUGGCAGGGGCGGUGGUAAUGGUGAUGGUGGCGACGGCGGCGGCAAGCAGGAGGGCGGGGCGACGUCUUCCUCGCCCAUGGACACCGAGGAGGGCCCGCCGGCGGUCCAACACAGCUCAGGCUCCUGCACCCAGCAGCGUCAACAUACCGGACAGCCCCCUGCUCCUUCUCACGGCUACUGCCAGCAGCCGCACCCAUCCCAGCAGCCGCAGCCGCACCCCCUGCAGUACCCCAAGCACCGUCUGGACGAGCGGCAGGGCAGCGAGGGAAGCAGCGACGGGGAUGAGCAGCGGCUGCUGCAGCCGACGGCACGCAACGUAGCGGCACGGGGCGCCGCCGCUGGCGACGGCACCGGCGGCGCCGACAUGGCGGCUGCGGUAACGCCGCCGCCGGGGUCAGCAGGUGUAGGCGAGGCCGCUGCUCCCGGGUCGCAUGCUGGGUGGUACGCGACGGGACAUGCUGGCGCUGUGGCGGGCCACGAGGGCGCAGGAACCACCACGUCCUCCUUCACCACCUCCUCUGCACCCGGCCGCGCCGACCGGUCCUCCCUGGACGGCUCCUCCCUCUCGUCCUCCUUCACCGCCGCCGUCAGCCCCCCCGGCAGCGCCGUCACCUGCGGCAGCCUGGGCUGCUCCUCAAGCCCCUUUGCCGCCGCGGCUGCGCAGCAGCAGCAGCAGCACCACCACCGCCAGCAGGACCAGCAGCUGCAGAAGCUGUACGACGCCGCAGUCGCCGCCGCCAGCGCUACC
Astrephomene gubernaculifera is the source of this 2922-nucleotide messenger RNA. Lineage: Eukaryota; Viridiplantae; Chlorophyta; Chlorophyceae; Chlamydomonadales; Astrephomenaceae. The record is from the annotation of a GenBank genome assembly.